Messenger RNA from Asterias rubens (European starfish), 1790 nucleotides. Its product is annotated as RNA-binding protein 1-like. Gene Ontology annotation, biological process: mRNA splicing, via spliceosome. Gene Ontology annotation, molecular function: zinc ion binding; RNA binding. The coding region runs from base 83 to 691 and encodes 202 amino acids. Lineage: Eukaryota; Metazoa; Echinodermata; Asteroidea; Forcipulatida; Asteriidae. Gene Ontology annotation, cellular component: nuclear speck. The transcript has 5 exons. The record is from RefSeq and is a predicted model, not a curated record.
UACACCAGUUCCAAUCGGCUGUUCUUUUCCAUUCAACAACACGCGACCUUUGGAGAUUGUGUGGAAAAGAGAUUCCUUCACUAUGUCACGCUAUGGAGAUUCAACGCUUUCCUGCAAGGUGUACGUUGGUAACCUUGGAGACGAUGCCAAUCGCCGUGACAUCGAAGAUUCAUUCAGUACCUACGGAGCAUUGACAAAUGUUUGGGUCGCUAGGAAUCCGCCAGGCUUUGCCUUCGUCGAAUUUGAAAACCCUGGGGAUGCCAGCCAAGCCAUCAGAGGACUCAAUGACACUUCUCUCUGUGGGAGACGUAUUGAGGUCGAGCAUGCUACCGGUGAAAAACGUCGUGGCCGUGAUCGUGAAAGGGGGGGCGGCAGUAGACGUUCAAGUGGUGGUGGUGGCGGUUACAGUUACAGUGGUGACCGUGGUGGCGGCAGUCGUUUCCAGCAGCGUCGUUCUUUCAACGAUGAUAAAUGCUACGAGUGCGGCAAACGUGGCCAUUAUGCACGAGAUUGCCCGCACAACUCUCACGACAAGCGUAGACGAUCUCGCUCCAGGUCCCCCUACGACACUCGUCGCAAUAAUUCCUACAAGAGUUAUCGUUCCCGUAGCCGUAGUCGCAGCCGAAGCCGAAGCCGUUCCAGGUCAUACCACAGUCCAGCUCCAAGAAGAGACUCAUACGAUCGUGAUUAGACUGCUUGAACGUGAGACUAGGUGACCCAGCGCUUUAGAGGAAAUGUGUUCAUUGAUAGAUUCACAUCAAAAGAUUAAUCAGCGAUAAAGCAAGAUGUUUAAAGCAAUUUAAAGGGGCUGUCCUGUCAGGAUCAUAACAGUGCCCAAUUUCAUGGCUCUGCUUAACGCUGAAUUCUGCGCUUACGAUCACCAGAAUUCAGCGCUUACCCUCCGUAGAUUUGGUACUGAGGGAGAGCAAGUGCAUGCAGUAGCGGACUGAUAAUUCAUCAAAUUCUAUGUUCCUCCACUGGCCUGCUUUUAUCAUGAUAACACAGCCCCUUUUACUUAAAUAUUUUGGCUUUUAACCAUCCUCCCCUUUUCGCUGCCAUGGCACAUGUUUUGCAUCAAUGAUACAAAAUGCAUAGGUACAAAGUAUACAAUGUGUUAUGGCAAGGCUUGAACUUGGGAAAAACAACCACAAAACUGCAGGGCUUUGUAGCUCAAAGCCUUCACAAGACUAGAAACACAGUGAGUAGAUCAAUUGAAAAUGGGUGUUGGGUAUUAUUACUCAAUAACACAAGAACUCCUGAGUUGUCCGGUCUUUAAGUUCACUGGCCUCGCGCUAAAUCACUGGCUGCUGAGUGUAAAUUUCCAGACAUGCAUGAAAAAUAGCUCAUUUGUUUUGUAACAAGCUAAAAUGAAGUUAUUACAUGUAUAAUGAAUUGCAUCUCCUGCCUUUUUGUCAUACGACUCGCACUGCACACAGUAGAAAUGCUACAGUUUAUGUAUUAAUAUUCAUGUUAUAAUAAGUAUUGAUGUUUUUAAUGUAAUUUUACGUAUUUUACUCUUUGUCUUUGUAAAACUGAGCACCAAUUCAUGGCGCUACAAAUUAUGUGCCACAGCACUCUCUUUAUCAUGUUUUUUUUAUUUUAUUUUGUCAAUGGUUCUGAGCACAUAUAUUAACCGUCAGCAGCAGUGCCAUAAUUUUGGCCCUGUUGGCUUUAGUUUAAUGAUGGUUGCAUUAUUAAAAUAGUACGUCAGGCAUGGUGUUCGUACCUUCAUGGGAAAGCUCCAGUGAAGAAAGAAGCUAAAUAAAAACAUCCUUUCAUCUUGCAACUAA